AGGAAACAAUGUGUAGAGGAAUCCUCUGAGGAGGUAAACGCCACAUGAGCAGGACCAGGACUGAGCUAAGCAAGUGCACCGAAAGUGUUUUUAAGAUUUUUAAAGAGGAUCUUUUAGAGACAUGGCUACAAUCGGACAAAUAAUUUUUUACAGCAUGGUGACCCUCAUUGUCCUAUUAGCAGCCCUCAUCGUCCUCAUCUUGUCCCUGGCCUUCUCGAAAUCCACAUCCAAGGUGAUGAGCAGUAACACAAAACCCGUCGCCAACCUUGGUGAGGACCAGAUUCUCAGCUGUUAUAUUCCUGCAGACAUUACACAAAACAGCCUGGGGGAGAUGUUUGUCAGCUGGGAGAAAACGGAUCUGGGACUGGUUUUUCGUUACCAGAAUGGAGCCCCGGCUCUUGACGAUCAAGCUGUAGUCUUCAAAGGCAGAGUUCAGGUCUUCCCUGAUGCUGUAGUCGCUGGUAACGCUUCUCUGCUGCUGCGGAGUGUAAGAAACAGUGACAAGGGAGAGUACACCUGCAGCAUUAGGUCCUCUGUUGGCCAAGGGAAGGUCCACAUUCAGCUCCGAACAGCAGUCUUUUCAGCCCCGACUCUAAAGUUCUCCAACAACAUCCUGACCUCUGAGGCGAGCAGGUGGUCCCCUAAACCAGAGGUCACAUGGCUGAACCAAACCGGGAAUUUCCAGAAUGCAAGCACAAGCUUCACAGAACUGCCCUCUGGAGCAUACAGUGUCCUGAGCACGCUACGGUCGGCACAGGUCAGCGAGACCUACAGCUGCAGGAUUGAAACCAGUUUAGUGGUGGCACUCACUGAAGCAACUAUAACCGGCACAGGUGUUUUGAGAAGGACGAUCUUCACCUUCAGUGUUGCUUCCACCCUGCCUGUGUCAUUUUAUCUAAAUCUUGUAAUCGGUUUCCUAUGCAUGUUUUAUGUGGUCUAAUUAUAUACAGCCAUAAAAUCAAUGCUUUAAAAACAUUGUUUUUCCAUUUUUAUUCUCAUACACCGUUAACACCUGUUGUGGAUAAUUGUUAAUUCAUUUCUGUGUGCUUUACCUGGGCACCUAUAUGAAUCAUUUUUAAACUUUAUUCGAAUUGAUGUCCACAAGAAAAAAAUUGUUUUUGUUUUGUUCUCUUGAAUAACUGCAACAAAAUAAAAAAAGAAUGUCACAAAGUUGGAUUAAAGAGAAUACGCAAGAUGUGAAAUUCUCUAUAUGUAUUGUAAUAAACUGAGCUGUUUCCUUCUACUGUUA
This is a messenger RNA of Fundulus heteroclitus (mummichog), 1249 nucleotides long. RefSeq names its product V-set domain containing T cell activation inhibitor 1 (gene vtcn1). NCBI's taxonomy places the organism in Eukaryota, Metazoa, Chordata, Actinopteri, Cyprinodontiformes, Fundulidae. The transcript is spliced from 5 exons. The record is from RefSeq and is a predicted model, not a curated record. The coding region runs from base 122 to 940 and encodes 272 amino acids.